AUCAGAUCACUCCCUCUGCUUUGAUGAUGGGGUGUAUCCCAGGGAGCUGGAUCCAGGCGAAAUGGAGGUUAAUGGAAGGGAGGUGAAGUUUACCUUGAACACGUCGUUGGACGAAAUCAAGGUAAAAUGGCUGAAAGAGCGGACCGUCUCAGUGAUCUUCAAAGAAAACGCAAGAUUCCUUUCGAAGAAGAUCAAGGACGACAUCAUAAGAGCGUUUGUAGAUGGUUGGAUCCUGGGCAGUGAACGGUUCCCCAGGGAAACAAGGAGGGGACGAGUAAAGAUAGAAGGUCCGAAUGCGCUUUCAUACGUAGCGAAGUCAAGGGAGGUGGCGAACUUCAUGAUAAGUGAGGGAGGGGUGGAGAUCCCCACGAGACAAGCUAACGUCAGCUACGAAGUACAAUUCAAACCUUGGAUGACAAGGGCGGAAUUCAGGGACUUACGAAGACAGGAGGACGACAGAAUCUUCUGGGUGAUUGCGGUGCAAGUUCCCUUGGACGAUAUGUCGUUUAUUUAUGCACAAAUCGAGAUUGCAAUCGGCAAGAUCGAGUGGGCACACCCACCGGACGUAGAUCCAGACAGACCAGCAUUAGUGAAUGCGAGAUUUGACUUGGCUUCGGAUGCUAGAGGGAACAUGAAAGGCAAGAUGAGAAUCAUCACCUCUAAGGGAGACGACCUGGAAGUAUGUUUGGCUUGCUCCACUACGCCGAAGUGCCGGACGUGCCAACAGUUCUUCCACACAGAGGAGGAAUGCCGGAGGCGAGGAGGGCAAAACAGGGAAGUACCAGGCGGGACGAAUAUCCCCACCCAGCAACCUUCACAAGCACAAUCAAGUACGGGGCAGGGCACGAGUAGAAGACUUCGAUAUCAUGGCCCACUGGGCCCCCAGCCCCAGGCGGAAGCAGCCGCACCUGCAGGCUUUGCAUACGCUGCUGAUAAUCCGAUGUUCUCGCCGGGAGGGAUCCUUCAAGCAAGCCCCUCCGUGCAGAACCUUUAUCAGAUGAUGUGGGCACUACAAGGCGCAGCCUCUCAAGGAGGGAUAGCAGUCAAUGGAGGAUGCUGGAGAAAUCCUAGGCAACAAGCAAACCAAUUCCAUGUUGGGAUGCCCCCACAAUACGGGGGAGGCUUCCAUCAGGGGCUUGGAGGACAAGGGAUAUCAUCGGCCUUUCAGAGCUACCAGCCAAACUUCAUUCCUCAGGACCAGGGUCCCAGUCCCCAUGGAUUGGAGGGCGGAAUAGGUGUGGACCCGAGAGGGGCAGGAACGAGUAGACAGCAGAAAAGGUCCGGGCAGCCGUCAGAGGCUUCGCUACAACCAGGGAGAGGGAGUCAAACAGGAGGGAGGGAAUUGGGAGCGGAACAAGAAGGGUCAGCUUCAAGGACGGUAGCGGACCUUCAACAGCGAUCACGACCAGCAGGCAAGCAGCGAAGGCUCAACAUGUCGUCAGUGAAGGAGCUCCACACAGAAGCCUCAGGGGAGUCAUUCGUGCACUCCACCGGACAACAAGCAACCUCGGGAGCACCGGGGCAGAAGACAACAAGAGACAGGCGUCUGGCAACAAUGGCCAGAGGACAAGGUCCAGGAUUAGAACAGUUGCUAAUUCCACUAGCAUGCACUACAGUUAGGAACGGCCUUUGGGUUAUCACCUGGCACACAGCACUGUGUCCGUACACACUGCCUUCACAACAGGUAGAUGAUGCACCCACACCAUGGACAAUACUGCAGACGGUAGAAACCCUGUUCUUGAGAUACUUCUCUGUCCGAUUGAUUGGGGACUGCCCGAUGGCAAGGAUCAUUACAAAAAUCGAAGAAAAGAGGAUCAAACUCUUUGUCCCGCUGGUUGAUGCGACAAUGACGACAGACGAUGCAGGAAGACUGGAGAGCUUGGGGAUGAAACUCGUACCCCUUACCUGGUUUGCAGAAGGAAGGAAACCGAAGCUUGGGCGAAUCACUAUCACACCGAAAUUGUCUGCAGAAUGCCUGUCAGAACUGAAAAUCCGUCUCCAUAAGGAUAAGAGGCUAGACUCGCAGUUCGUCAGGGAUGCCCUUACACAACCAUUGGCUCUGAGCUCACAAGCCACUGAAGCCAGAGGAACGGGUCAAGACAGCCGAAACACAUCCCGCAUCCAACGGUCGGGAGGAGGGCAAAUGGAUGGUUAAACUUACCAUAGCCUCUCGUAACAUUUGCGG
This is a messenger RNA of Chara braunii, 2185 nucleotides long. Lineage: Eukaryota; Viridiplantae; Streptophyta; Charophyceae; Charales; Characeae. The record is from the annotation of a GenBank genome assembly.